This is a messenger RNA of Oldenlandia corymbosa var. corymbosa, 1101 nucleotides long. The record is from the annotation of a GenBank genome assembly. Lineage: Eukaryota; Viridiplantae; Streptophyta; Magnoliopsida; Gentianales; Rubiaceae.
AUGAAAGACACUGCUGAGUCCUUCCUUGGUGUAGAAGUGAAAAAGGCGGUGGUGACAGUACCCGCGUAUUUCAAUGAUUCACCGCGACAGGCAACUAAAGAUGCGGGAGUCAUUGCUGGCCUCGAUGUGAUGCGUAUUAUCAACGAGCCUACAGCUGCCGCCAUUGCUUACCCUCUUGAUAAGGAUUCCAAAGCUGCAGGGGAGAAGAAUGUUCUCAUUUUUUACCUUGGAGCCGGUACUUUUGAUGUCUCCAUUCUCACCAUUGAAGAGGGUGUUUUUGAGGUCAAAGCAACUGCUGGAGAUACUCAUCUUGGAGGAGAGGAUUUCAAUAACAGAAUGGUUAGCCACUUUGUUCAAGAGUUCCAAAGAAAGCACAGCAAAGACAUCAGUGGCGAUCCGAAAGCUCUUAGGAGAUUGAGGACAGCUUGCGAGAGGGCAAAGAGGGGCCUUUCGUCAUCAACUCAGAUAAAACAUGAGGUUGAUUCCUUGUUUGAAGGGGUCGACUUUUAUGCCAACAUUACUCGCGCCAAAUUUGAGGCGAUGAACUUGGAUCUGUUCAACAGAUGCAUGGAGAUUGUCGACAAGUGUUUGACUGAUGCCAAGAUGGAUAAGACUGUUCAAGCCGCAAUAUUGGCAGGAAAUAUGGUUGAUCAAGAAGUUGUGUUGGUAGAUGUGACUCCAUUAUCUGUUGGUAUAGGAAGUUUAGGAGAAGUCUUCAACGUUGUUGUCCCGAGGAACACCACAAUCCCUACGAGGAAGGAGAGAGGAUUCACAACUGUUUAUGAUAAUCAAACUGCUGUUGAUUUUCCAGUAUAUGAAGGUGAAAGAGCAAGGUCAUCUGACAAUAAUCUGUUGGGAUCAAAGAAUCAAGUUACCAUCACCAGGGAUAAAGGAAGAUCAUCAGCUGAAGAGAUUGAGAACAUGGUGAAAGAAGCGGAGAAAUUGAACGCCGAGGAAGAGGAUCACAAACGGAAACUCGCUGCAAAGAUUUCUUUCGAGAGUUACAUCCAGAAAACAAGAAGGAAAAUCCGAAACAGGCAUGCUAUACCAUCUCCACAGAAGAAGAAGAUGGAGGAUGCAAUCGACCAAGCGAUUCAGUGA